UUGACGGGUUGCUGCUGACUGACAACAGGUGAACGAGAGUUCGACGUUAUAAACACAUACAGGGCUGAGGAGGAGGACAGGACGGGAGACAGAAACUGGUGACAGGAGGCUGACAGAAAGUUCUCCAGUGAUUAGGAAACCAAGGAUAUCAAGAUGGUUACUCCUCCUUCCCCUCCCCCUGGUGACCCGAGCAGACUGGCUCCGAGAGAAGACGCAUAACUCACACACAGAAAAUCCAGACAAUCCCUCUGCGAUUGGAAGAGGAUGGGGCGUCCCGCUAUGCUUUUGUUUCCUGUGAGAGGAAAACUUCAAUCACUUCAGAGCUGCGUCUUCAUUGGUCCGCUCCGAGUUUCAUGAGCCCUCUCCUGAAGUCGUCUGAUUGGUCCUUCAUUGCAGUGUGAAGACUUUUCCAGCCAAUCGUUAUCCGCCUGGUGCUGCAGCGUCUCCUCUGCAGCAGAUUUCUGCCUCAGUCAGGACACAGAGAGAGAGAGAGAGAGAGAGAGAGAGAGGGGAGAUCGAGGUUCACUGCAGCUGAAUCAGGGAUUCUGCACAAGUGAUCUCCAACAUGGAGGUACCCAGAAGGCCUCAGCCCUCCUCCUUCACUCUGCCUCUACCUAAACCUGCUCUGUCAUCGCUCGGAGCCGCCGAGAAGGUCACCAGGAAGGAUUCGAUGACGGAGCAGAGGGACCGAACCACAGAGAAGGACCCGUAUGGAGAAGAGACGUUAAGCUCAGAGGAGGAGUCAAAUGUGUCGCUAUGUUCGGAGAGCUCAGAACUUUUAAACACUAACACUGCAGGAGCUACACUUUCCUCUCAGGAUAGUUUCUCUGAGGCGAGCUCGAUAUCGGAGGAGAGGCUGGCAGAGGAGGCCAGGAAGAAGACAGAAGAGGAUGAAGCAGCAUCGAAAGAGAGGGCGGCACAGAGGCAGCUGCUGGCUAUAGAGGAGCUGGUGAUGUCUGAAAGGAAUUACCUGAGACUGCUUCAAGUCAGCACUGUGACCAUCAGGAGCAACCUGCAGAAACUUCAGCCUCCCCUCGUCAACCUGGACAGCAUGUUCCUCCACAUAGAGGAUGUGAUCAACGUGUCAUGUCGUCUCCUCGGCCUGUUGGACCAGAAGCAGAUCCAACCUGGAGACCCUCUCUUCCUGCAGACACUCUGUGAUUCGUUCCUCAGCCUCUCUUCAGACAUUGAAACAGCAUACAGGGAAUAUCUGUCAAACUACAGCCACGUCACAGUGGUGGAGAACAGCUUCAAACAGAAGGAGGCACUCUGGAAUGAGAUCGUCAAAGUCGUCAAGACCUCAGCGCCUGAAGUAAACGCCACCUCUCUGACUUUCUUCUUGGUGAUGCCUGUGCAGCGGAUCGCCCGCUACCCUCUCCUCCUGCAGACCAUCCAGAAACACACAGAGAAAACUCACCCAGCGUACGCACUACUGGAGCAAACCGCUCACACCUCCAUCGCCUUAAACUGUCGCAUCAAUGAGUACAAGCGCUUCAGAGAAGUUGCUGACAAAUACAAGAAGACUGAAACUCUCACCAUGAAGGACAAGAUCAACCGUCUCAACACCCACAGCAUCGCCAAGAAGACGGCCAGGAUCAGCCAGCACUUCAAACACGAGGCUGGAAUAGCGCCUAAGCUGGUGGACGAGGAGUUUGAUGCCUUGGAAGGUUUAUUUUAUGUCGUUGAACAUGGCAUCCUGGAACUCCUUGAGAACGUGGAGAUGUACCUGCACCACCUACAGAGGUUCCUGGCCUGCAAAACAGAGGAGUUUGACUUUGACAUGGAUGGAGAGAAGGCACCUAUUUGCUACAAGGAGAUCACUACAGCUCUCCGGCAGUGGAUUCUUCCUACGUUUGAGAGGAGGUUAAAGACGUUGAUCCACAAGCCGCUGUGUGCGCUCCGGGACCUCCUGGUGGGUCCGAGGAACCUGAUCAGGAAACGGCUGGACAAGCUGCUGGACUAUGAAGUGAUCUGUGAGAAGUCCAAUCUGAGCUAUGAGGAGCAGGCCGUGGCCAACACAUACAGGACGAUGAACACGCUGCUCCUCAAUGAGCUCCCUCAGUUCAACAGUCUGGCUCUGCAGAUGAUCUGGAGCAUGCUGGGGACGUUCAGCUGUCUGCACAGAGACCUCGCCUCAGACAUGGAGCAACUGUUCCAGAGCUUUGCACAGCAGCUCCCUCAGAGCUCUCUCAACCCCAAAGCAUUCUGGGAGUGGGCUGAGUCUGCAGUGCUGGAAGGUGCGAGGAGGCUGGAGACUUUGUGUCAGAAUGUACAGGACACGUUAAAUGCCCCCAUCGACCAGCCUCUGAGUCCAUCUUCUCAGCACCGUCUGAAGCAGCUGACUGAUAAGCACGGCUCUGGAAAGAUCUACCAGGUGGUUGGGACUGUGGUAGGUAGCAGGGACCUUGACCUGAAUCUGGCCAAAGGGGAGCUGGUGGCCAUCAUCAGUCAGGCAGACACCCGCGGAGACAAGAAGAGAUGGCUCAUUGAUGCAGGAGGCAGACGAGGCUACGCUCCAUCCUCGAAGCUGAUUCGAUACCACCAGCCGACAGAUGACCCGCCUCCUUCUCCACACCUGGCCUUACCUGAAAGCCUCGCAGGAAUCAGGAGACACUCGUACACUCCAGAGGGCCGCCCACUGACCGUCAUGAGCCAGCCCUGCUUCCAGGUGUUUGCAGCCUACAACUUCAACGCAAGAGGAAACCAUGAAGUAUCCAUUCGUUCCGGCGAGCCAGUCCGCGUCCUGGAGCCACACGACAAACGAGGGAAUCCUGAGUGGAGUCUGGUGGAGGCGAGAGGAGGGCAGAGAGGUUAUGUACCCUCCAACUACCUCACAAUCAUGGCUGUGGGGACAGGGACACCUGGUGCACACUCAGCUUUCUGCUGAGAGGAAAGGAAGGAAGGAGGGAGAGCAGCAUGUACAGUAUGAAGAGUGAAGCUGCAAUGCUUCUCAACCGCCAAUGAAGAAGUCCAGUGGCAAAAUCAGUGUUAUUAAACAGACUCUAGAGACGUUUA
Molecule: messenger RNA, 3015 nt
Organism: Notolabrus celidotus (New Zealand spotty)
Lineage: Eukaryota; Metazoa; Chordata; Actinopteri; Labriformes; Labridae
Gene: arhgef37
Product: Rho guanine nucleotide exchange factor (GEF) 37
Exons: 17
Coding region: 566-2887 (773 amino acids)
Cellular component (GO): cytoplasm
Molecular function (GO): guanyl-nucleotide exchange factor activity; protein binding
Source: RefSeq, a predicted model, not a curated record